CUGGUAGUGCAUUCCAGGCAUUAACAACUCUGGAACUGUUUUAAUAAUAUUAUUACUUUAACUCUGUUAUUAAUAGUAACUCUGUUACUCUUAAUAAUAAUACUAUUAAUCUUCUCAUCGUUCCUAUCACCCAUCUCCUCCCACUUAUGACUGCAUGACUGUAACUUUGUUGUUUGUAUCCUUACGAUUUAUAUUGAUAUUGAUUAUUUCCUGAUUGCUUAUUUGUUCCCUAUGACUAUCAUUAAGUGUUGUACCUUAUGAUUCUUGAUGAAGGUAUCUUUUCUUUUAUGUACACUGAGAGCCUAUGCACCAAAGACAAAUUCCUUGUGUAUCCAAUCGCACUUGGCCAAUAAAAAAAAUCCAUUCUAAAAAGAAAAAGAAAAGCAGGACACCCUCUACCAUUCCAGACAAGUGGCUGUCCAGUCUUUUCUUGAAAACCUCCAGUGACGAAGCACCCACAACUUCUGGUGGCAAGCUGUUCCACUGGUUAAUUGUCCUCGCUGUUAGGAAGUUUCUCCUUAAUUCCAGGUUGCUUCUCUCCUUGAUUAGUUUCAUUAGUCUGGCCUUCAGGUGUUUUGGAGCAGGGGUCUCCAACCUGGGCAACUUUAAGCCUGGUGGACUUCAACUCCCAGAAAGCCCCAGCCAGCCUUGCUGGGAGUUGAAGUCCUCCAGGCUUAAAGUUGCCCAGGUUGGAGACCCCUGCUUUGGAGAAUAGGAAUAUAUAUAUCACACAUUGCUCCCAGAAGCACGAAGCUGAAGCCUGAAGAUGACGAAUGAGACUUCGUCGAAACGUCGCCAAGACACUUCCAAUUUUACACGGGAGAAAACCCGAACAACCAAAGACCUAUAUACAAACACCCGUGAAAACCUCAGAAAAUAUAUAUCUUGCCCUGCAGAAUCUUGCCCUGCAGCAUUGGAGCCUGAGAUCUGAAGGUGCCCUCCUCGCUUUGCCAGAGCCGAGGCUGCAGCGGGGGGUUGUGGGGGUCUCCCUAGAGAGACCCCUGACCCACACGGACAGCUGCAGGCUCUGCGGCAAAGCUCGCAAAGCAAGGAAUUUGCAGCCUUUCGACGGGCCUUUCCAGCUGCCUCCCGGCUGCGAUGCUGCUCUGAUUGGGUGGUGGUGAUGGGGGAGAAAGAGAGAUGCAGGGGGCCAGCUGUGUGUGUGUUGUGUGCGAGUGUGUUUGUGUGCACGGGGAGGGUGAGCGUGCGGCUUAGUUAAGCCUAAUGUGGUUAAAAGCUUUAAUAUUGAUGGCCUGUCAACUUUGUCCCGAUUCUUUGCCUUUCAGUUAAAAGGUUUUUGUUGUUGUAGCUUAUGCAGUGGCUCCGUUGCUAUGGAAACAUGACAUCGAAAUGACGUCCCUCCGUUUAAAAGCUUUUAGCUAAAUUCCAGCCUGUCAGAUGUAGGCCCCAUCUUGUGCUGCCAACCGCGGCUUGUGCUGCCCGGCUGCGAAGGAGAGCCUCCGCCGUCCCGGCAGCUGCCAUGGCUUCAGCUCCGGUCCCUGGUUGCCUGCUGUCGGUCCAGAGCGAGAAGCACCGACGGGCGCGUAACUGGACCGAAGCCGAGAUGCGAGGCCUGAUGCUGGUUUGGGAGGAAUUCUUCGAGGAGCUCAAACAGACCAAGAGGAACGCCAAAGUUUACGAGAAAAUGGCCAACAAACUCUUCGAAAUGACGGGAGAAAUCCGGCACGGGGAAGAGAUCAAGAUUAAGAUCACCAACAUGACCUUCCAAUACAGGAAAUUAAAGUGCAUGACCGAUAGUGAAACCUUGGCGCCCGAUUGGCCUUAUUUCAAAACCAUUGAUAGAAUAUUAUCUAAAGUCCCGGAACACAACGACGUGAAAAUUCACGAUAGCCAGCAACCGGGGCCUUCCACCUCACAGACCGAAGCCUCACAAUCGCCAUCCACCAAAUCGGCGCCUCUUUAUUUACCAUACAAUCAGUUCCCGUACGAAGGACGAGAAGAAUUCUUCGAAGAUGCGCCUUCAGAGAGUUCCUCCAGUCUAAUUUCGUAUAAAUUAAGAACAGAAGAGCGACCGGUGAAGAAACGAAAAGUGCAAAGCUGUAGUUUUCAAAAGAAGAAGUUGAAGCUAAUGGAAGCCAUGCUGGAAGAGCAGAAGAAGUUGAGCAGAGCUAUGGAGGAAACAUGUCGGGAAGUGCGAAGGACUCUGGACCAGCAGAACAUUAUCCAAGUCCAGAGUCUGCAGCUGCAGGAAAGAAUGAUGAAUUUACUGGAGAAGAUGAUCACCAAGGCCAAUGUUUAAAUUUCUGCCUGGGGAGGGGACAAAACCAACCAACGAACAAAAAGGAAGCAAACUUAACCUGUUUUGAUAGAAAUGGCUUAUUUCAUAUCCCUAGGAUAGCUUCCUCCUUCCAGUUCACCGAAAUUCAAAUCCGACCCUGAUCUCCAUGAAUCUCCUUUCAUGAAAAAAAAAUAUAUCCACAUUUGCGACCUGUUUGGUUUUUCCGCUCGGGAAAAAGCGCCGAUUGUAGCGGUGCCGAAGGGGAGAGAAAAAAACUUAAAGCAAAGCCACCUCCAGAUUGCUUACAGGAACCCAAACGUGCUGCAGUUCAAGCCUUCGUUUGGUCCAAGACCGCGGAGAAGAAAGAGGAGCAAAGCAACAUCGGGGACGAGGCUCUGAGGAGGCUGCAGUGAACGGGAGGCAGGAAAACGAGAAGACAAGAGAUGGGGACGGUCCCUGCAGGAGAAGCAGGAGGUCUCGAGAAAUUCUCCACCCGAAAAAAGAUCCAGGAACGAAUGGCUAACCAGGCUGGCUGGAUUCCUCUCUAAAGAUGUUUCUCCUCAUCCCCUUCCUACUCUCUCAUUUGAGGCUCCAGGAUCUCCCAAUACACUGAAUGAUCACUUACGAUGGCAAGAAAAAUAAUAAUAAUAAUAGGAAAAUCCUGAAAGAACUCUUGUACUUGCAGAUACCAUAGACUGGGGUGGGUGGGGGGAAAUACGCGGGAAGGAUUGUACGCCACAAAUUUAUAUAUUCUGUUCCACUCCACAAAGCAUAAUUCUUUCCCCUACAGCGUAUGUGCUAAAAUAGGGCUAGUUUUAAAAGACACUUAAGAGCGAGAGAGAAUGUUAUUUAUAUUUUAAAUAUAACGCGGAGGCCCAGCGAUCCUAUUCCAAAGUUUAUGCAUUUUCUUUCUAGUUCCUUAUUCCAAUUUCAGGAAAGAAAAGAAAAAAGAAUAUUCCGGAUCAUAUCAGAACCAGCGACAACCAUGAGCGAAACGGAUAUUAAAUCUUCAGCUUUUAUGCUGAAUGCUAUAAAUCCUAGAGUCUGAUUUUAUAGUCAAAUUCAGGCCAAGCAAAAAGGGUUUUGAAUUGAAUUCGGAAUGCUGGCGCCAAAUUGAUGUGAUUGCGGAAGUAUCAAAAGAAACUCGAUUGUUGAGGAUGGAAUAUGGUGACAUACUUACUACUCUGUCCGCUCGGGGCUGGGAGAGUUUGAAUUGAAAGCCAAGCUCAUGAUGGAAGAAGAAAGAGGAGAAGACGACGAGAAGGUUUCUAUAGAGAGGGCAUCAUUAAGUAAACAUAGCGAAGAGAAGCUAAGUAGAAACCCUUCCGGUAAAAGAAUGGGGGUCAUGGAGAUGAAUGGACGGAUGGAUGAUGUGCAUGGAUGGAUGGAUGGAUGGACAAACUGAUGGACGGAUGGACGGACGGAUGGAUGAAUGGAUCUAUUGAUGGAUGGAUGGAUGGAUGAAAAGAUGAAUGGAUUGAUUGAUUGAUCGAUGGAUGGAUAGAUGGAUGGAUGGACAAACAGAUGGAUGGAUGAAAAGAUGAAUGGAUCAAUGGAUGGAUGGAUGGAUGGAUGGAUGAAAAGAUGAAUGGAUCAAUUGAUCGAUGGAUGGAUGGAUGGAUGGAUGGAUGGAUGGAUGGAUGGAUGGAUGGAUGGAUGGAUGGACAGAUGGAUGGAUGGAUGGAUGAAAAGAUGAAUGGAUCAAUUGAUCGAUUGAUUGAUCGAUGGAUACAUG
Molecule: messenger RNA, 3974 nt
Organism: Ahaetulla prasina
Lineage: Eukaryota; Metazoa; Chordata; Lepidosauria; Squamata; Colubridae
Gene: MSANTD1
Product: Myb/SANT DNA binding domain containing 1
Exons: 4
Coding region: 1481-2260 (259 amino acids)
Biological process (GO): positive regulation of DNA-templated transcription
Cellular component (GO): nuclear body
Source: RefSeq, a predicted model, not a curated record